Messenger RNA from Protopterus annectens (West African lungfish), 843 nucleotides. It is a transcript of the gene COMMD7, whose product is annotated as COMM domain containing 7. NCBI's taxonomy places the organism in Eukaryota, Metazoa, Chordata, Ceratodontiformes, Protopteridae. The transcript has 9 exons. The coding region runs from base 95 to 697 and encodes 200 amino acids. Gene Ontology annotation, molecular function: NF-kappaB binding. Gene Ontology annotation, biological process: negative regulation of DNA-templated transcription; tumor necrosis factor-mediated signaling pathway. The record is from RefSeq and is a predicted model, not a curated record.
ACAGAGAGCGGUUGGCGCCAUCUGAGCGUGCUUGUCAGCUGAUAGCAGGUAACAGGAAGGAGAACAAGCUGUCAAGACACUAAACGUUGCUAGGAUGCAUUCUUACCAUUUCACCAAAGAUCCUUUACCGGACUCAGUAUCUAACGACAUUCAGAAUCUCAACAAAUUAAACCAGGAGCAGUUCUCAUCACUUGUAGAAAUACUUUUCCAAUUCUUAACAGAACCCAGGGAGACAGAAAGAUUUUUAAACCAACUCAGUGACUUCGCCUCUGCAAAUGGAAUGAGCCAUGGUCCUUUAAAAAAUAUUGUGAAAAGUAUUCUUCUGGUUCCCAAUGGUGCUAUGAAAAGGAGUCUUACAGCAGAACAUGUCAAAGCUGACUUGAUUGCUUUAGGUCUGAAUGAGGAAAAGGCAGGUUACUUUGCAGACCAGUGGACUCUGCAUUCUGUGGCCCUCUCCAGGCUUGCCCUUGGUCAGACACUAAUGGUUAACCAGCUAAUAGACAUGGAGUGGAAAUUUGGAGUAACUGUAGGAAGCAGUGAAUUGCAGAAAGUUGGGAACAUCUUUUUACAAUUAAAACUGGUUGUGAAGAAAGGGCACGGAACAGAGAAUGUUUACAUGGAGUUAACCCUGCCACAAUUCUAUAAUUUUCUUCAUGAACUGGAACGUGCAAAGACUAGCUUGGAGUGUUUCAGCUGAAAACUGUGACCUUACGCAAAUUCUCCACAUUUGAAAUGAUGUCUAUCGUCUCUGCGUAAAAUACAUUUCUCAAGCUGACUUUUAUAAAUUUAUGUAUACCAGUGCUGAAUUGCAAAAUACAGUAUUAAAAGUGAGUUAUAAUGAAA